CUGCACAAUAAAUACAACUUGACAUGCAUAAGAUCAACAACUUCACAAUGUAUACUAAAUCAGGAAUCCAGGCUCAACUACUAACCGUCGCGAUUCGGUGUUAGAAACACCGACAACGCUGACCGACGAGCCUCUGCUAGUCUAUCCCUUUCUCUUUUCUUCCCCAAGUCAGUCCCUCUGUGGUAGUUAGAAAAGCGAAAACAGAAACAGAGAGGACAACCACCUUUCCAUAAAACAUUCAAGAAAUUUCCCAAUGAAAGAAACAAAGGGCAGAAGAAGGAGGAGGAAACAGAAUCGUUCAGAUCGUGGACGACUAUUCAGAUCGCCAUGAAGGAUCAAAGAAAACGAAGCGCCCUACUUGUUGUAGCCUUGAACAGGGUACUCCGUCGCAUGGUCGCUCUUGUUUUCUUCUUCGUUUUGGCUUUCUGCACUCUACGUCUUUUAUUAAGAGGAACUUUUCGUCCACAACUGGUCUCCUCAUGGCCAACUCCAUUGCUAAAAUCCAUCAAUGACGACUGGAGAGUCGCCAUUGUGCAAGAAACAGUCCUAUUUCCAGACCAGGCUCUGAUUUUCCUAAAAUACCCUCGAGCAACCCCUUUAUUCUCCAAAGAUGACAUCGGAUGUGUUUACUUCUCCCCCAACUCAUCCCAACCUCACCUAAAUCUCCAACCGGAUUCCAUCGAUGGUGAAGAUCUCGACCUCCAGAUCGUUCGUUGCCCGCUUCAGCCACGUGGCAUCACCGCCUCCGUUGGUAUAAAUUACAAUGGCCAUCUCCUCGCAAUUGGGCCCACUUACCGUUGGGAUUCGUUAGCGUAUGAUGCCCUGAUCGACAACGAUAACACCACUAUUGUUUUCGUUAAAGGGCUGAAUCUACGGCCCCAAAGAGUCACGGACCCAUCUCGAUUCAAAUGCGUGUACGGUAGGGAUUUCAACAGGUCCAAGCUUUUGCUACUAGCAGAGGUCAUAUCGAUCGGUCAAGAGAUCGUACGGUGCAAGACCCCUCUGAGUAUAUUGAGUGGCUCACUGCAAAAUGUAAAUUCCGCAAUUAAGGUUUCGGUUAGAGGUGUCGGUAAACCCAUAAUGAGUUCGAUAGCCCGACCCGAUCAUCGAUUGGAUCCUAACCCAUCCUCCCGGAAGAAACACCAAAUGUGUGUGUGCACAAUGUUGCGAAAUCAAGCCCGGUUCAUGCGGGAAUGGGUUGUGUACCAUGCCCGUAUUGGAGUUCAGAGUUGGUUCAUUUACGACAACAAUAGCGAUGAUGACAUUAGUAGUUUAAUUGAGUCGUUAGACGAUGAGAAUUUCAAUAUAACCCGACACGUGUGGCCUUGGAUCAAGAGCCAAGAGGCCGGGUUCGCCCAUUGUGCGUUACGGGCCAGGAAUUCAUGUGAGUGGAUCGGGUUUAUUGAUGUUGAUGAGUUCUUACAUUUUCCUUUAGGCUUGACAUUGCAUGAUGUUAUCGGGAAUUCGACUAGUAAUGUGGGUGAGUUGCGGGUCAAGUGCCAUAGUUUCGGCCCAUCAGGCCUCAAACGGGUGCCCGCGGUAGGGGUAACGCAAGGGUACACGUGUAGGAUGGCUGCCGCGGAGAGGCACAAGAGUAUUGUGAGGCCAGAAGCACUGAAUUCCACCCUAAUCAAUUCGGUGCACCAUUUUCACUUGACCAGCGGUUUUGAGGUUGUGAAUGUGAAGAGAAAUGUGUUGGUGAUUAAUCACUACAAGUACCAAGUGUGGGAAGUGUUCAAGGAGAAGUUUUAUAGGAGGGUAGCUACUUAUGUGGCGGAUUGGCUAGAAGAUGAAAAUGUAGGGUCUAAGGAUCGAACCCCGGGUUUGGGGAUCAUACCAAUCGAACCUCCAGAUUGGUCUACACGGUUUUGUGAGGUAGUCGAUAUAGGUCUUAGGGAUCGGGUGGUUGAGAUUUUUAGUGAUCCAAAAACUCAGAUGUUGCCAUGGCAUUCUGAAGUGUAAGAA
This is a messenger RNA of Rhododendron vialii, 1965 nucleotides long. RefSeq names its product glycosyltransferase family 92 protein RCOM_0530710-like. Bases 328 to 1962 code for a protein of 544 amino acids. NCBI's taxonomy places the organism in Eukaryota, Viridiplantae, Streptophyta, Magnoliopsida, Ericales, Ericaceae. The record is from RefSeq and is a predicted model, not a curated record. The transcript has 2 exons.